This is a messenger RNA of Miniopterus natalensis, 4579 nucleotides long. The record is from RefSeq and is a predicted model, not a curated record. Lineage: Eukaryota; Metazoa; Chordata; Mammalia; Chiroptera; Miniopteridae.
GGCCCUUCCCUGCAGUGCCACUACGUCCCCAAGGAUGGUUUGUAGGUUCUUUAUUGUCCAUUUCCUCCAAAGUCAUGUGGGAUGACAGGGAUUGCGUAAGAAAACCCACCUGCUCUUGUUAAGAAAACUGUCCCCGUUUUCGGGUGGUUUGAGUGAAAUGAUGUAGUGCUAAGUCCUCUCAUUUGUGACUGUUUUUCCUUUUCUUGUCCUGUGUUUUAUAGAAUGCGGUUGCAAUCUUCCUUGAGAAAUCACAUCCUCAGGACCAGGAAGUAAAUGCUGCUUUUCCUUCAUUCACAUUCUAGUGUUGGAAAUACCGAGUAAGGAACUGGUAGUGUAUAUGAUGUUGGAAACUUGUAGAGACCAACAGCUCAUGACUCAAAGAUCUAAAACAAGUGUAUCUUUCAAGUUCUUAUCUGGAAAACAACAAUGAAGAAAAUGAUGGGUCAAGAUGACCAGUGGAAAACUCCCUAGGAGAGAGCCAUAGAAAUGUGCACUUCAGAAGAGAGAGCUAAUCAGAGAACUCAGAGAAGGAAAUUAUAUCAUGCGUGCCCUGAGAAGGGUCAAAAGAUUUUCAUUCAUGUACAUGAGAUUGCUCAAAUAGAUGAUCAAAUAUACCAGUGCCUUGAACGCAAGCAAAACUUCUGUGAGAACUUAGCUCUUAUUAUGUGUGAGAGAACCCACACUGGGGAGAAACCUCAUCAGUGUGAUAUGUGUGAAAGAACCUUCAUCCAGCGCUCAGAUCUCAUUUCACACCAGAGGGUCCACAGUUAUGAGAAACCUUAUAAAUGUAGCAAAUGUGAGAAGAGCUUCUGGCACCACUUAGCCCUUUCAGGACACCAGAGAACACACGCAGGUAAAAAGUUCUAUACAUGUGACAUUUGUGGCAAGAAUUUUGGACAGAGCUCUGAUCUGCUUGUCCACCAGCGAAGCCACACAGGUGAGAAACCGUAUCUGUGCAGUGAGUGUGAUAAAUGCUUCAGUCGAAGUACAAACCUCAUUCGGCACCGAAGAACUCACACCGGUGAGAAACCAUUUAAGUGUCUGGAGUGUGAAAAAGCUUUUAGUGGGAAAUCGGAUCUCAUUAGCCACCAGAGAACUCACACUGGCGAAAGGCCCUACAAAUGUAAUAAGUGUGAGAAAAGUUACCGACACCGUUCAGCCUUCAUUGUUCAUAAAAGAGUUCAUACUGGGGAGAAGCCCUAUAAAUGUGGCGCCUGUGAGAAGUGCUUUGGCCAGAAAUCAGACCUUAUUGUCCACCAGAGAGUCCACACAGGGGAGAAGCCCUAUAAAUGUUUGGAAUGUAUGAGAAGUUUUACUCGGAGUGCCAACCUAAUCAGGCACCAGGCAACUCACACGCACACUUUUAAAUGCCUUGAGUAUGAGAAAAGUUUCAGCUGUGGCUCAGACCUUAUUGUGCAUCAAAGAAUUCACAUGGAAGAGAAACCACGUCAGUGGUCUGCAUGUGAGAGUGGCUUUCUCCUAGGCAUGGGCUUUGUUGCCCAACCAAAAAUGAGAACUCAAACAGAGGAGCUGCAUUAUCAAUACAGUGUGUGCGAUAAAGGCUUCUGCCAGAGCUCAGCCCUCCUUCAACAUCAGACAGUCCACAUUGGUGAAAAACCAUAUAUCUGUAAUGUGGCUGAGAAAGGGCUUGACCUCAGCCCUUCCCAUGCGUCAGAAGCCUCACAGACGUCUUGGCCAGACAAGAAGUUAUAACAACAUAAAAAAAGUACUUAAGAAUCAGAGAACUCAUUUAGAUGAACUCUAGGCUAAUCUUAGACUUUUCUAAGAGCUCAGACUUCAGUGGGGACCAGAGAAUCUGCGGUUGUAGGAAGUUGGGAAAUGGUUUACCCAAAGAGCCAACCUAACAACACCUAUCAGUCACUCCAAUGAGAAACCUUCAAAGGCCUUCAGGUUUGGAAACCUUUAGUCUGAGCUCAUAUCUCAUCACCCACAAGAAGAUUCGUACUAGUGGGGAACCUUGUAGAUGCAAGAGAGUGAGAGAGCUUCCUAGCAAUGCUUACUCCUCUCCAUCCCAGAAAAUUCGCACCAGAGGACAAUGCCAUUGGUGUGAACAGUGCUUCAGACACUAUGCACAGCUCACUGGAUGUCAGAAAGCCCACAUGGGAGAAACCCCAGCAAAGUGUGGAAAAAGCUUCCCACAGAACUAUGACUUUCUUACCCAUCAAAGAAGCCAUAUUGGUAAAAUUUUAGGCAUUUGUCUUGAAUGUGGCAAAAGCAUUAGAUGGAGAGUCUUCUUGGGUUUGCAACAACAAAACAGUCUAAGAAGAGACCUUAUGAAAUCUCUGAGUGAGAAAAGCUGUCAAUGAUCAGCUCCUUUGGUACACCAGGGAACUCACACAAGUGAAAAAAACCGUAAAUAUCUUGAGUCUGAAUAAAGCCUUGCUAGAAACCUCUACCUUUGGGCUCCAAAGAACCUACUCUGCAGAGAAUUUUGCUCUGGUGAGAGAUCUAGUCAUGGACUGUGUACAUAUAAUAGGUAUGAGAAUAACCGUGCUCAUAGUUAACUGACCCAUGGGGUGGCAGUGACUUUAAUGAGUCAGUAUGAAAACAGUUGUUAGAUACCCAGAAGUGUGUUGUGGGAGGAGCUUGGGCAGGUCAGAGCAGGCUGAUGGAAAACUCAGGUGAAGAUGCUUUUUUAUCUGAACCACUUAGUUGAUGAUUGCUUUACUUCCUCUUUUUAACAUUUGGAAAUCCAAUAAAGGAAAGGACUGUGCCCGUGUGAUAGAUGGUGUGGCAUGUGUUACCGUUGGGGAGAGUACUGACUUUAUCUCUUGAUUUUUUUUUUUUUAAUCUUGGCCAGACUGGGGACUGGUGUUUUGAUAGUAGCUUGGGAAACUUGCUGGUAGUGGAAAGAACUAAGCAGUAGGGAGUAGUUAUCCUGGAUCAGAACUCCCAAGUUUCCCCUUUGGAGGGCCAACCUCAUAAAGAAGCAGAACACCCAAUGUUUUGCUUGGUGUGAGUUGAGGCAUACCCUUGAAGUUUCCUUUCCCUAAGAUAUCUGAGUAUCACUGGUAUAUGAAUUUUCUGCUUUAGAGAUUCAUCUCUUCAACUCAGAAAUGCAGAUUUCAAGAUGAGUUAUGAUAUUGCUAGUAUCUACAGUUUUGUGGCUUCAUGUAUCAUCUCCUCCAAUGAUAAUGUAUUCUCAUCAGCUCAUGUCUGAAUGUCUGAGGGAAGACUGGAAGAAACGUUAGGCUUGCACAGGCGAGUAACACACGAUGGAACAAUGUUAAUGGAGGAACCGUGCUUCUUGGUUUUGACUAUCCUGAUUCCAAAGCCAGUGUUCUUUUCACUCCAUUAUCCUGCUGCCUAUAGCAAAGUCAGCCCCAUAAUGAUAUGCCUUUCAUUUACUUUAGCUCUGCCAUGAAAAGAGAGGAUGCUUUUUAAUCCCAGGGAAAGGAUUGCAAUCACCACAAUAUAAGGUAUUUAUUUGGCUUGGAACGUAGGAUGCUAAAUGCUAGAGGGGAAAAGUAGUUGCCAAAUUCAUCAGAGGUUUGAGGAUAAGCACUUAGCUCCAGGUUAACAGAAUUAUUAUAUUUAACAUUCUCUAGAAGUACUGUAAUUAAUCCAGGAAUCUAUAAAUGGACACUUCUGAAGGUUUUUCCCCCCUCAGAUUAAAACAUAUUUAAUAAAAUACUUAAGAUUCCUGCAGUGUUUGGGACUAGACUGGUGAAUAAAUAUUUUGUUGCUAGUCUGUCUGGUUGAUCAUAGCGAAUCCUUAAACUCAGGAGUGUUGGCCUCGGACUCCUGGAGGUGGCCAGCGGCUAUUUUGUGUGUGGCUCUAAGCUGUGGUCCUGAUGACUGGCUGAUGAUCUUGAUAAUCGUAGGGUUGGUGGGUAUAGCUCAUAGUGAUAGUAUGGAAUCUGAUUCUAGGGUGUUUUUUCUUUUAGCAAACAGAUUCUGGAAGGUGAUUCAAUCUGAUAGGUUUUUGUUUUCAUAAAUAGCCCUUAUUCCAUGAAAAGUUGCCCAGUGUGGUAAAAAACACAAGAUGUAUUUGUUUUUCUUUGGUGAAAAUCAUGCCUAUCACUAGUAUGUGUUUGAUUGUUGUAACACUGAAAUAGUAUGGGUGUAUGGCAUGGUGGUGAUGAAAUCAGUCCUGUGGCUACUUGUUAGUCAUUAGAGAGAACUUGCGGAAGGGGACAGAAUUGGUCUCGUUGGCAUAAUGACUCGACCCUUCUUUCAGCUAAUCUCACUGGUGAUUGUCUCUAGUCUUCAAGUAAAUUAAAGAUGGACCACCCCUCAAACACCGAAGUUUGUGGGUAUGAAACAGGUCCGAGGUCUCUUAACCAUGGGGAAAAGGUGUUGGUAUUAUUCCUAUAGCAUAACCUGAGGUUGGGGAGGACCACUUGGGAGCCUGUAACCAAAACUAGAAGGUACCUUCUGGGAUGGAUGGAGGUUCUCUUGAAACAGUGCCAACCUAGAUCUACCUCAGGUAAGUAGUUAGAGUAACUUUCAAGAUUUCAGACCAAACAAGACACUUGUAUUCAGUGUAUCAUUCCUAUGCUUUAAUGUUUUUGUUUUCCCUUAAUUCUUAAAUAAACAUUUGUUCUGAAAAACUGCA